GCCUAUUUCCUGAAGUUGUUUGUAUUUUAUCUGAGCUGGUAUUUUUCACGUUGCCUUCUGUGCUUUUUACAACUUUUAUCCAAAAAAAAAAUGGUUGAACGGAUGUAUUACUUUUUAAAGAAUGGAUUACUGUGAAGAUGAGGAAUGUAGUUACAGUUGUUGGUACACAAUAUCAGAUUUCUCACUUGGCCAUCUAAUUGAGUGAUGCGUCUGUCUGUUCGACGGGGAUUCAUAUUGCUAUUGUGUCUGUUUGGAGUGUAUGCUGCUGUGAAAGCACUCUACCAUAUGCUUAUGUGCCAGAGUGGAUAUCCUCAUAGCCUAGGAGUGUCAAUACUAGUUAAGGGCAGCAAUCAGACCCUAUACCACUACAACCAGGACUCACCGAUGGUAUUUGUUGGUGGGGUACCUCGCUCAGGCACCACGCUGAUGCGUGCCAUGCUUGAUGCCCAUCCUAAUAUCCGCUGUGGUGAGGAGACCCGAGUGAUCCCCCGGCUUCUGGCUCUGCGCCAUGGCUGGAGGAGGUCAGCAGAAGACCGCUGGGCACUGGAUGAAGAGGAGAUCAGCCAGGACAUGCUGGACUCAGCCACAGCUGCAUUCUUGCUUGAGGUUAUUGCUCGUCAUGGUGAGCCUGCACCACUGCUCUGCAAUAAGGACCCGUUUACGCUGAAAAGCUCCAUCUACCUCUCUAAAUUAUUUCCCAACUCAAAGUUUCUUCUUAUGGUACGUGAUGGUCGGGCCUCUGUGCACUCUAUGAUCUCGAGACAAGUCACAAUUGCUGGUUUUGACCUUUCCAGCUACAGGGACUGCCUUAGCAAGUGGAGCCAAGCAAUAGAGGUCAUGUUAUUUCAGUGCACACUGGUAGGUUCUACACGCUGUCUGACCAUUCGCUAUGAAAAUUUGGUCCUGCAGCCACGCACCACUAUGGUGAGAGUGCUGGAGUUCCUGAAAGUACCAUGGCAUGAGGGGGUACUUCACCAUGAGGAAGCUAUUGGGCAGCCUGGAGGAGUUUCUUUAUCUCGAAUCGAGCGGUCCACUGACCAGGUCAUCAAACCAGUUAACCUAGAGGCACUCACUCGCUGGGUAGGCCACAUUCCAGCUGAUGUUCUCAAAGAUAUGGAGAAUAUUGCUCCAAUGCUUAACAAGCUGGGCUAUGACCCUACUGCCAAUCCCCCACAAUAUGGCCAACCAGAUCCUGAAGUGAUUCAUAAUACAGAAAGGGUGCUCAAAGGAGAUUUUAAGCCUCCAGCAAGUUUGAAAAGACCAUCACAAGUAUGAUAUAGAAGUUUCUGUAUAUAUCUGGUCCUUUUGUAUAUUUUUAAUUAAGUGUAUGUUAAAAACAUGUUCCAGCAUAAAAAUGCCCCGUGUACAAAUUUUACACAAUUGUAUUGCAAUUUUUGACAAAUAUAGAAAAAAAAAUAUUAAAGUUGCAACAAAGGGAUA
Messenger RNA from Ictalurus punctatus (channel catfish), 1440 nucleotides. It is a transcript of the gene tpst2, whose product is annotated as tyrosylprotein sulfotransferase 2. Gene Ontology annotation, biological process: peptidyl-tyrosine sulfation. Gene Ontology annotation, molecular function: protein-tyrosine sulfotransferase activity. Gene Ontology annotation, cellular component: Golgi apparatus. The coding region runs from base 205 to 1275 and encodes 356 amino acids. The transcript is spliced from 5 exons. The record is from RefSeq and is marked provisional. NCBI's taxonomy places the organism in Eukaryota, Metazoa, Chordata, Actinopteri, Siluriformes, Ictaluridae.